Anarrhichthys ocellatus (wolf-eel) is the source of this 1753-nucleotide messenger RNA. RefSeq names its product shisa family member 2b (gene shisa2b). The record is from RefSeq and is a predicted model, not a curated record. Lineage: Eukaryota; Metazoa; Chordata; Actinopteri; Perciformes; Anarhichadidae. The coding region runs from base 592 to 1440 and encodes 282 amino acids. The transcript has 2 exons.
GCGCGCUUUAGUUCAAUCGGGUUACACGGACUCAGACUUGGCUGACUUGCCCAACAAUGCAGACCAAGCUACAAAAGUUUGAAAUCUUAUCUUUGCGCACAGGGCUGGCUGUGAGGGGUCUUAUGAGUGACAGCAGCAUGGAUCAGGCUACACGAUUUGGUUUCUCUGCAUCCCUGUGUAAAGUAAUUUGAAGAGUCCGGAGACAUGAACAACCUCGCUGUGGUGCCAGAGGAGACAAUUUACUCUUUCCAUACUGGGUUUUAGCAAGAGCUCUGAAGGUUUACAAAUGGAGAAUUAUUGUUAGAAAUUAAAUUUCAAUAGCAGACCUCUUUGUGUUGUCUUCUACAACUCUUGGAUAAUCACCCACACUGUGGAGUCACUUUUGGAGACGUUGGAUCUGAUUUACGCACGGGAUUCCUCUAACAAAUGACAGCUUCUAAGUGGUUUAUUGCUCCCCCACUUCAUCCCCUCAGCUCCCCGCAUCGUACCGAUCCACCGUAUCACUCUCCUCACCAGGUUGGACGCGGGGAGUGAAAGCCUCUCUGUCUCCUUCAGUGCGCCAGCGUGCUGCUGCGGGCCACCUGGCCGAGGAUGUGGGGAGGAGGUUUCCCGAUGUCCGUCACCGCGAUUGUGACUCUACUCCUGGUUAUUAUCGACGUGAAAGCCAGUGGGGAGUAUUGCCACGGCUGGCACGACUCACAGGGCGCGUGGAAGGAAGGCUUCCAGUGUCCGGAGAAGAUCGACGCAGACGACGCGAUCAUCUGCUGCGGGAAAUGCGAAUUGCGCUACUGCUGCUCCAGCACGGAGGCCCGGCUGGAUCAAGGGAGUUGCGAUAACGACCGGCAGGCCAAGGAGCCCGGGACAGAGAGCAAGGACAACAAGGACUCCGGUGCAGUUCCCAUCUAUGUGCCGUUCCUGAUCGUGGGCUCUGUGUUUGUAGCCUUCAUCCUGGUGGGCUCUGUGGUCGCCGUGUGCUGCUGCCGCUGCCUCCGCCCCAAACAGGAACUGUCCUCAGGAGGUGCGACAGGAGGAGGGCCGGGCAGUGGCCGCCUCUUGGAGACCAUCCCCAUGAUGGCCAGCGUGGGGACCUCCAGGGGUUCAUCGUCACGCCAGUCCAGUACAGCCACCUCGUCCAGCUCCUCUGCCCCGCCCGCUGCACCCCGCCCCGCUCCCCCUGCCCUCAUGCGGGCCCAGGCCUCCUGCUGCCUGCCCCCCGAUGCCAGCGUCUUCGUCAACAUGCCCACUAACUUCUCCGUGCUCAACUGCCAGCAGGCCACGCAAAUCAUGCCUCACCAGGGACAGUUUCUUCACCCGCAGUACAUCGGCUACGCCCACCCUGCCGCAGCCUUCAUGGACCCCACUCAGGGAGGAUACAGACCCCUCCAGUCCCCCUGCCCUCCUCCCACCGGUGACCAGAAAUACCCCGCCGUGACUGUAUGAUGAGGAGCCAACCUGCAGACCACUCUGCUACUUUUGUGAAGUUUAGACCGUGAGGGCUGCGCCAGAGACCUUUAGGGGACGCUGCCAGAGUGGAAAAAUAAAAGGCAGGGAGUCAGACUCACAUGAAGGACUCGUAAUCCUGCUGCUGGCUGCAGGCCCUGCCUUGCUAUUGUGUGUGCUGCGUGUCUGUUUAGUGUGUCAUAUGAUCUCUUGGCGAGUUGGAAUGAGCGAAGCUCAACCUCUGAUGGACGCAUAAACAAUUUUCUGUCUUGAUGCAAAGACAAAACUGCAUAUAGGAGGGUUAUACAGCCCA